UCUCUUUCGUCAUCAUUCUCCGCCAUAUUGACGGAGGCGCAGUAGAGGAGGCUUUGUCCCGGAUGCAUGUAAACAUCCACGUCAAACGCGUCCUGUGUUUCUGUUUCCCGAGACAGCCGCUGUCGGCUAAUGCGUCAUUAAAAAGACUGCUGCAUACGUUGGCGUUACCCGGGGCCCUCUUUCAGUAAUGAACUCCCUAACGCAGAGAAACUCGGGCCUUGUUCAGAGGCGAACCGAGGCCUCUCGCAGCGCCGCGGCCGACAGAGAGAGAGAGUCCGACGGCGACGACUACGAGUCCCGUCGCGGGGAAGAGGAGGAGGACGACGGCGGAGACGCCAAGGAAACGCGCCUCACGCUGAUGGAAGAAGUGCUGCUACUCGGACUGAAGGACCGGGAGGGUUAUACCUCCUUCUGGAAUGACUGCAUCUCCUCAGGACUGAGGGGGUGUAUGCUCAUCGAGCUGGGACUCCGAGGACGCCUGCAGCUCGAACCAUGUGGCAUGAGGAGGAAAAGCCUGCUCACCAGAAAGGUGAUCUGUAAGUCAGACGCCCCUACUGGAGACAUGCUGUUAGAUGAGGCACUGAAACAUGUGAAGGAGACGCAGCCCCCUGAGACAGUGCAGAGCUGGAUCGAGCUACUGAGUGGCGAGACCUGGAACCCUCUGAAGCUGCACUACCAGCUGCGAAACGUACGCGAGCGUCUGGCCAAGAACCUGGUGGAGAAGGGCGUGCUCACCACGGAGAAGCAGAACUUCCUGCUGUUCGACAUGACGACGCACCCCCUCACCAACAGCACGGUAAAGCAGCGGCUGGUGAAGAAGGUCCAGGAGGCGGUGCUGGACAGAUGGGUGAACGAGCCGCAGCGGAUGGACAAGCGUCUCCUGGCGCUGCUCCUGCUGGCACACUCGUCAGACGUGCUGGAGAAUGCCUUCGCCCCACUGCUGGACGAGCAGUACGACCUGGCCAUGAAGCGCGUCCGCGUCCUGCUUGACCUCGACCCUGAGGGCGAGGCGGCCAAGUCUGGCGCCAACGAGCUGCUCUGGGCCGUCGUGGCCGCCUUCACCAAAUGAACCUGGUGGAAAGAGACACAAGACACAUGGGGAGAGAGACAGAUGGGGAGAGAGAGAGAGAAAGAAAGCAAGAAAGAAAGAGAGAGAGACUAGACCUGAAGCUCACUGAGCUGCACCCAGAACUUUGGCCUUGGAGCUUGGUUUACUGAACCUUAGAAUGGUGGCGGUUAUACAUACCAGUGAUGAAGGAGAUGAUGAUGGUGGUGGUGAUGAUGAUGAUGAUGAUGAUGAUGAUUAUAAGUGAUUCUCAUGUUGAGUGAUGACAUGCCCUCUGCCUUCCACAGAUGUGUUGCCCUGGCUGUUAGCUGACACAUGAUUGCUGUCUGCUUUAAGGAUUCACACAGUUAAAGCAUUUGUAUCACUAAUAGGGUUCAGGUGUGCUCUAAACGAUGAAACCCUCAGAGCUUCUUUACCGCCCUGGCCAUGACUCUGAUCUCAUCUAGAAGCUUCUAUAAUCCUAAUCUUGGUCUUCUUGACAUAGACCUGUGUUGGUAUGAGGAAAACAGAUUCAGAUUUUACCCAAGCAGACGGCAACUUCUUCACCCUGUGGUUACCAGAUGAAGACGUUCUUUUGCACAUUUAAGAAGAAGAAAAGUCCAGUGAGGUUAUCUAUCUGGUCGAGGCAUUCAGAGAAUUGAUGUGAGUGGCAAUGAAAAUAUUGCAAUACAGUUUGUUUCUCUUCUUUAUAUUUUACCAUGCCACUUUUGUGAUGUCCCCUUAAAAGUGGUGUUAGUGUUUAGUGUUUUGGCUAGAUAAGACAUCACUGCACCACAGUCGAAGAAGUUUAUUUGUCUCCUGUUCCUCAUGUGGCACUUAGGAAGACUACUGACACCCAGCAGGACUGGUGACCCCUCACAACCCCCCGUCCAGGGUUCAGUAUCUCUGCUGUUAGUAUCUUAUUCAAGAUUAGCACUUUCCCUUAGAAACCGAACGUGUGGCCAAAAGCUCUUCUUGGUGUUUGAGCUGUUUGUAGAUCUCACAACUCCGCUUUCUUCGAGAUGAGUAGCGCCCCUUAAUUUUACACCAAGCAAAAUUAUAUUUGGCUCUUGCGCAUUUCUUAAAGCAGGUAGACUGAAUACAUUUAUUUAUUUAUUGUUCUGGUCCCGCAGGGGACUGGGGUCAUGAUCCAGCCUGCGUCGUUCACAAGCUCUGCUGAAGGCAGAAGACAAGGUCAUUUUUCGGCUAGCUGGAGUAUUUGCACUUCCCAUGACUUGUUUUUCUUGGUAGUACCACAUCGCCUCUGUGGGACAAAUGCUACUUUGGACCACUUCAGGAGUCGGUUGUAGUUUGAGUUCAUGAUAAUAUUUAACAUCUAAUUUUUGGUGGCCAUAAAGACACACUAAUAGUUUCCUCAAGAACAUCUGUGAUUGCUUGUACUUUUUACUGUCUGUCCUGAAACAUCUGUAUCCUUUAUUUUAUGUUGCUAAAUUGUCUUUCAUUGUUUUGAGUUUUAUUGUGUCCACACAAUAUACCAUUUCAGGGUUUUUUUGUUUUUUUUAAUGCUAUCAUUUUUUGUUUCAGAAAUUCAUAAGUCAUUCUUGUUUUAUUCUCCAUCUGUUUUUGUUUUGUUUUUUCCUCUUAUUUGAGCUCUUCUUUGGUCAUUCCGCUUUCUUUUUGUUGGUAUUGUUGUGUACGAGGACCGGUCCCUGGAGAGAGGAGCAACGUUCUCUCUGCUUUGGACAAGUUGGGGUUUCACUUAUUGACCUACUGUUAGUUAACCAUAAUUAAUGAUGUAUAAAUAUAGACAUUGAGAAAACAGCUCAGAUUUGUACACCUGCUUUUUACAGUGUAAUAAACGAUGAUCCUUCAAGUGCCUGAACUGGAUGCAAGGUAAA
Molecule: messenger RNA, 2904 nt
Organism: Electrophorus electricus (electric eel)
Lineage: Eukaryota; Metazoa; Chordata; Actinopteri; Gymnotiformes; Gymnotidae
Gene: golph3b
Product: golgi phosphoprotein 3b
Biological process (GO): Golgi organization; Golgi vesicle budding; Golgi to plasma membrane protein transport
Cellular component (GO): cytosol; Golgi cisterna; trans-Golgi network
Molecular function (GO): phosphatidylinositol-4-phosphate binding
Source: RefSeq, a predicted model, not a curated record